This is a messenger RNA of Cutaneotrichosporon oleaginosum, 1177 nucleotides long. RefSeq lists its product as uncharacterized. The record is from RefSeq and is a predicted model, not a curated record. Lineage: Eukaryota; Fungi; Basidiomycota; Tremellomycetes; Trichosporonales; Trichosporonaceae.
CAGCGCACAUCUUCCCACCUCAUGUCACCAUGGCAGAUCGCUAAACUCUGGGUAACCCGCGGAAUGCACCUACAGAUCGUAGUGGAAAUCUACAAGCUACGCUUUGGCGACGAGCAUCGCCGAAAGCUUGAUGGCAUCAUGGACUUUGUCAGGAGCGUCAAGGAACAUCAGAUCGAGCAGCGGCUGCAGUUUGUCCGCAGGACGUUGGCCGCCGGUAAAGAGUGUGUAAUAUUUGCUUGUCCCGCUCACACUAAGAAAGAAGGCAAAGGAGGAUUUUGUGCAAACUCUCGGCCAGUACGCCAAUGCCAUUUUGUGGACACUUCCCUGGUUCGACGAGGCGGGCCCGUUUUGCCCCGACAUCAACACCCUCAUUGUGCUGUGCGCUACCUCUUUUCGCUGGCGAGGCUGACCGUAGACGUGGGCAGUGCUUUGCCAUGAUUGCCCGAGCCGUGGGCCUGCACUGUUGGCAGCCGACUCCGCUUAUUCCUAUGGCCAGCAUCGGGUGGGAUGCGAUCAAGGCGGUUCUCUGGAAUGCGCAACGGUACCCAACCUCGAUCGUUAAAGUCCCCAUCUCCCGUCACAGUAAACCGCGCGAGCAGCACGCUGCUUUCUUCACGGAGCAGGCAAACUUGCUCAAGCAGGCCACGUGCGAAAUGUUUGUCGAUGUCCCGGACCACCUGCGUUCUCCCUUCUUCCGUUUCAACAUGUGGAACGAACACCACGAGGGAUGCUGAUCGCUGGCGGUCCGCAAGCCUCAUCUCCAUUACUUCCCUACUGUCAGUUUGCGCUUUACACGACAAGGAAAGAGAUUCCGUAGACUGUUCGCUCAGAUGGCCUGAUAAGAUGAGUUACUUCUGGUUCGUAAUAUUGUGUACCUGCCAUCCUGUACGGCAAAUGAAGAUAGUGCACCUGUUCUACUCGGCUCUGCCUGUCACAACUAUACUCGGCUCCCCAUGUAAUUACGCCUCAAUCUCCUGGUUCUCGCGCUUCUUGAGCACAAGCUUCUCGCCCUUGAUGCGCUGCCACACGUCGGCAACAUCGUCUUCAUGUUAGCCCCAGAAGCGCAUCUGCCACUCACCAACAACCGUCUCGAAGUGCGAGGUAGCGUCGUACGACUUGGUGAUGAAGAUGUUGUCGGUCGAACCGUCGGCGGUGGGGGCGUAAAGGGGAAGGAUCG